AUAUUUUAUAGACAAUGCAAAUAAAUUAAUCAACCAAUAAUACACGACAAACCUUGCCGACCAAUUGGACCUCCGAAGAGAAAAUCCAGUAAAAGACUUUGUUUCAAACAGUCAAAAUUCAAAACAAAACGCUUCAAUUUAGUCCAGCUUGAUUUUCUAUAAUUCUAUUGCUUCCGUUCCUACCCAGCUUGAAUCCUCUUCUUUCCAAUUCCUUACUAAUCCCUACAUAUCGCAUAAAAUCCUAACCUUUCUCACCAAUAGUUCUACCAAACAUUCAAUUUUCCUCACCGAUUUAUUCCCUCUCUGUAUCUCUAUAUCUCUGUGUCUCAAUAAUGGCUUCCACCAACCCUGCAAAACUCAUCAUCCCCUAAUGGCCUGCUUUCACUGUAAACGACCCUCGACCCGCAAAAGACACCGCCUUUUCUCCCGAGAAGAGCUCAACUCUGCAACCUCGGGCUUCUCCGCCUCCACUCUCCUGGGCCGCGGCAGCCACGGCUCCGUCUUCCUCGCCAAAUUAGACAACGGCCGCCUCCUCGCCGCCGCCAAGCUCCCCGCCCCUCCUCCGCUCCAAGACCCCAGCACCUCCCCUUCCUCCUACACCGCCAACGAGAUCGCCGUCCUCUCCUCCCUCCCCGCCUCACCCCUCCUCGUCAACCUCCUAGGCCGCGCCGCCACAGCUGACCCCAUCGCCAUCGUCGAGUUCAUGCCAAACGGCUCCCUCGACGAUCUCAUCCACCGUCCAAUUCACCACCCACCUUUCCCUUUCCCUCUCCGCCUCCGCCUCGCCCUCCGCGCCGCCACUGCCGUCGCUUCUCUCCACGCCCUCCACCCUCCUGUACUCCACCGCGACAUUAAGCCAUCUAACAUUCUCCUCGACGCCAAUGGUCGCGCCCGGCUCGCGGAUUUCGGGUUAGCUGUCCGCGGACUGCCUUCGACCGCUGCGCCGGCGGGGACCAUCGGGUAUCUGGACCCGGUUUAUUUAUCGCCGGGGGAUCUUAGUGUUAAGACAGAUGUGUACAGCUUUGGGGUUGUUCAGCUUGAGUUGUUAUCGGGGCGGCGAGCGAUUGAUGUUGAGUAUAGCCCUGCUUCGGUGGUGAAGUGGGCGGUGGGGCUUAUAGAAGCGGAGAGGUUCCGGGAGUUGUGGGACCCGCGAGGUGGGGUUCCGCAAAGCGUGGAAGAGGAGGCUGCGGCGCGUGACGUGGCUCGAUUGGCGGCGAGAAGCGUGGGGUCGGCGCCGGAGAGGAGGCCGACGAUGGAGGAGGUGGUGGCGUGCCUGCGUUCGGCGGGGCGGAAGGCCGGGUUUUGGGGAGAGGAGAAGUGUUGGUGGAAGCCGGCGAGGCGGGGAAAGGUGGCGGACGCGGCGGCGGAGCGGCGGCUAUAGAUAAAUUAAUCGGGACAGCCGACAGGGAGGGCGGUGGUAAAUAAUUGCGUAUUGGUUGUAUAUAAAAAUGGAAAUAUUUUUAUUUUCUCGCUCGAUAAAGGGUGAGAAAAAGCGGCGGAUUUUACUCGUUGACCGGAAGGUGUGUGAAUAAGAGAAAAAACGUAACGACAGCGUAUGGAGCUGUGCGGUCAUUUUGUGGGGUCUAUAUUGAGGGUGUGAUAUCUAGGCGGUAUAAAUGGUGGGUCCCAUAUAUGGAAGAAAGGCGGCAUGAUGGAAGCUUGAUUGUCUGGCUGAUUGGGAAAUGUCGAAAUGGGAAGGAUAUCCGUUUUAAUGUAUUAAUUCAAAUUGUAGCUCAAGAA
Molecule: messenger RNA, 1740 nt
Organism: Dendrobium catenatum
Lineage: Eukaryota; Viridiplantae; Streptophyta; Magnoliopsida; Asparagales; Orchidaceae
Product: serine/threonine-protein kinase-like protein At1g28390
Exons: 1
Coding region: 371-1381 (336 amino acids)
Biological process (GO): protein phosphorylation
Cellular component (GO): plasma membrane
Molecular function (GO): ATP binding; protein kinase activity
Source: RefSeq, a predicted model, not a curated record